GAGGACGCCCAGAAGCUGCUGUGUUGUGAUGGACUGCAACAGCUGGGCUGUACGGCAGUGUACCACAUGUACUGCCUGGAUCCACCGUUGACUCGGUUGCCUGCUGGUGACUGGUACUGCCCGGAGUGCGCCCACAAGUUCAGAUAUCAGGACAUCGAGCGAGUUUUGGAUUACAGGUCAUCCCUUCUCCAUCCACCACCACCACCACCAUCCACCCCGACCCCACACUCCACCCCCAUAUCCACCCCAACCCCAAAUCCACACCCCCAACCCCACCCCCACAUCUCCCCAGGUCCCACGCGUCGUGAGUACCACGUGAAGUGGAAGGGUGAGAGCUACCUGCACUGCAGCUGGGAGCCCGAGGAGGGGCUGGCCAAGAUGUACAGGGUGAGGGGGGUUGUGUGUGUGUGUUGGGGGGGGGGAGGGGAGGGGGAAGGGGGGAGGGGGCUUCGUGAAAGUCGGGAGGCGGAGGAGCGGGAGGCGGAGGAGACGGGUGAGUACGUCCAUGGCGUCAAUCCGUUAUGGCUGGAAGUAGACCGGAUCCUCGCGGAGCAGAAGGGCCGGGCGCAAAUGGAGUACCUCGUGAAAUGGAAGGACCUGGGGUACGACCAAUGCACGUGGGAGCUAGAGUCGGAUAUUGCGGGUUACGACGCCGCCAUUCAGCGUUUCCGGGAGACCAAGUGGCGGCGGGGGCUGGCGGGGGAUCUGGAUCUCCCGCCGGUAAAACGGCGGCGGCGGCGGCUGAGGGCAGCGUGGAGGAUGUGCAAGUCCAGGUGGGGCUCCGGAACCCGUAAGUGGCACAGCACCCCCGACUUCCUUCACGGCGGUUCCCUCCAUCCGUACCAACUGGAGGGCCUCAACUGGCUGUACCACAAGUACUGUACGGGAGAUGCCGUAAUCCUGGCGGACGAGAUGGGGCUGGGCAAGACGGUGCAGACCAUCGCCUUCUUAGCGUCCCUCCACGCCGAGUGCUGCGAGCUGCCGCACCUGGUUGUCGUACCUCUAUCCACCAUGAGGAACUGGGAGAGGGAGUUUGAAACCUGGGCACCCAACCUGAAUGUGGUGUCUUUGGCGGGAAAUGUGGAGGCGAGACAGGUAAGGAAAUUGAAGCGGAGAAUGUUCCAUUCCGUGUUUUUCGAUCGAGCUUCCGCCAAAAAGGACCGCGUCAAGUUCCACGUGCUGCUGACCAGCUAUGAGAUGUUGGCGCUGGAGGCGGGGCAGCUGAGCAAGGGACUGCAGUACGGCGUGCUUGUCGUGGACGAGGGCCACCGACUGAAGAAUAAGGACUCAAAGCUGUUCCAGUUGCUGACACAGUUCGAUGUACGACACAAAGUUCUCUUGACGGGCACGCCGCUCCAGAACCACCUUGGCGAGCUCUUUAUGUUGCUCCACUUUUUGGAGCCGGACAAGUUCCCAAGUCGGGCAGCUUUCGAGUCCCGCUUCUCCAGCUUGUCGCAGAACGAGGACGUGACUCAGCUGCAUGCGCUGCUGCAGCCGCACAUGCUUCGCCGGCUGAAGAAUGACGUCAUGAAGCAGCUGCCCCCCAAGAUGGAGCAGCUGGUGCGGGUGGAGCUGAGCCCCCAGCAAAGGGAAAUCUACAGGUCCCUGUUGCUUCAGCACUCCUCCGUGCUUGUGGGUCACCGGGCGGCUGUCGCUGCUGCCGGUGGCGCCACCACCGCCCUGAAGAACCUGAUGAUGGAGCUGCGGAAGGCGUGUAACCACCCGUUCCUGGUGGCCCACCAGGCGGGCAGGGGGGGCGCAGGAAGGGGAGGUAGGGGGAGGCAUCCUACGGAUCUGGAUUCGCUCGUCACUCACAGCGGCAAACUGCAGUUGGUGGAUAAGAUGGCGAUGCGGUUGCGAGAUGCGGGACAUCGACUGAUCAUCUUCUCGCAGUUCACUCGCACGUUGGACCUGCUGGAGGAGUGGUUGGUGGGCCGCGGGCUGGGGUAUAUGAGGAUCGACGGAACAGUGGCAGGCUCUGAGCGUCAGAAGCGCAUCGACCGCUUCAACCAGCAUCCGGAUUCCUACUUUUGUUUCCUGCUCUCCACGCGGGCGGGGGGUCUGGGGAUCAACCUGGCCACCGCCGACACCGUCAUCAUCUUUGACAGCGACUGGAACCCGCAUAACGACCUGCAGGCCCAGGCCCGAGCUCAUCGUUUGGGGCAGGAUAAGCCGGUCAUGAUUUACAGGCUCGUCACCCGACAAACCAUCGAGGAGCGAAUGAUGCAGGUCAGCCGCAAGAAGAUGAUGUUGGAGCACCUGGUGGUUCGCAAGAUGAGCUCAGGCGGCGGGGGCGAGCUGAAGCAGUCCGAGCUGGACGACAUACUGAGAUACGGGGCGCAGGAGUUGUUCGCGGAUGAGGGGGAUGAGGGA
Volvox carteri f. nagariensis is the source of this 2373-nucleotide messenger RNA. RefSeq lists its product as uncharacterized. The record is from RefSeq and is a predicted model, not a curated record. Gene Ontology annotation, cellular component: chromatin; nucleus. The transcript has 21 exons. The annotation marks the transcript as partial. Gene Ontology annotation, biological process: negative regulation of transcription by RNA polymerase II; chromatin remodeling. Gene Ontology annotation, molecular function: ATP hydrolysis activity; ATP binding; ATP-dependent chromatin remodeler activity. NCBI's taxonomy places the organism in Eukaryota, Viridiplantae, Chlorophyta, Chlorophyceae, Chlamydomonadales, Volvocaceae.